AUGGUGAAAGCGGUGAUAAAAACCAAAAAGCAUGUGGAGUCGCCAGAAGAAAGACUCAAGGCCAAACAUGACACUGUCUACAUAUGGUUUAUAAACAUGAUCAAGCCCAAUGUUGCAAAACUACGUUACAAGAAUGAUGCUAACGAGACUAUAGUAGACUUGAUGCCCAAAGAAGAAGCUUAUGAUACUAAUCAUGAAAAGCGACCAAAGACUAAUGAGUGUCAACAAGGAGGCAUUCAAGAAAGUGUGAAUGAGCAUAAUGAGCUCGAGGAAGUGGGAACUAGGAGAUGUUCAUCCAGAACAUGUAAGCCCAUUCAGUGGUAUCUCGGCUGA
Molecule: messenger RNA, 333 nt
Organism: Arabis nemorensis
Lineage: Eukaryota; Viridiplantae; Streptophyta; Magnoliopsida; Brassicales; Brassicaceae
Source: the annotation of a GenBank genome assembly